AUGCUGUUGGCCUGGGUGCGAACAAUCCUCGUCAGCAACCUGCUCCUGGCAGAAGCCUAUGGAGCUGGAGGCUGCUUCUGGGAUAACGGCCACCUGUACCGGGCGGAUCAGCCCUCCCCCGCGCCAGGCCACCGCUGCCUCAACUGGCUGGACGCGCAGAGCGGCCUGGCAUUUGCCCCAGAGUCGGGCGCCGGCAACCACAGCUACUGCCGGAACCCGGACCAGGACCCGCGCGGGCCCUGGUGCUACGUCAGCCGCGAGGCUGGAGCUCCCGAGAAGCGACCUUGCGAGGACCUGCGCUGCCCAGAUACCACUUCCCAGGGCUUGCCAACCUCCACAACAGGAACUGAGGAGGCUGCUGAAGUGCCAGGAGGAGAUGAGGUGUUUGCUCCUGCCAACGCCCUGCCUGCCCGGAGCGAGGCUGCAGCCGUGCAGCCAGUGAUUGGGAUCAGCCAGCGGGUGCGGAUGAACUCCAAGGAGAAAAAGGACCUGGGAACCCUGGGCUACGUGCUGGGCAUCACUAUGAUGGUGAUCAUCAUCGUUAUUGGAGCUGGAAUCGUCCUUGGCUACACCUACAAGAGGGGCAAGGACCUGAAAGCCCAGCACGAGCAGAAAGUGUGCGAGCGGGAGCUGCAGCGGAUCACCCUGCCCUUGUCUGCCUUCACCAACCCCACCUGUGAGAUCGUGGAUGAGAAGACCAUUGUGGUUCACGCCAGCCAGACUCCAGUCGACCUUCAGGAGGGCAGUGCCCCCCUCAUGGGCCAGGCGGGCACUCCAGGUGCCUGA
Rangifer tarandus platyrhynchus (Svalbard reindeer) is the source of this 786-nucleotide messenger RNA. NCBI's taxonomy places the organism in Eukaryota, Metazoa, Chordata, Mammalia, Artiodactyla, Cervidae. The record is from the annotation of a GenBank genome assembly.